CCCAACCUUCCUGACAAGCAGAGCAGAGGCAACGGGGUGCCCAGGGUGAGCAGAGCCCAUGGAAAAGUUCAAGGCAGUGCUGGACCUGCAGAGCAAGCACCGCAGCGCCCUGGGCUAUGGCCUGGUGACCCUGCUGACGGCGAGUGGGGAGAAGAUCUUCUCCGAGGUGGUGUUCCAAUGUCCAUGCAGUGCCACCUGGAACCUGCCCUACGGCCUCGUGUUCCUGCUGGUGCCAGCGCUGGCACUCUUCCUCCUGGGCUACGCGCUGAGCGCCCGAACCUGGCGCCUGCUCACCGGCUGCUGCUCCCGAAGCGGGAGCGUGCGGUGCAACGUGGGGUUGCGCAGCGCGUUCGUGUGCGCGCAGCUCAGCGCGUCCGCAGCGCUCGCGCCCCUCACCUGGGUGGCGGUGGCGCUGCUCGGGGGCUCCUUCUACCAAUGCGCUGUCAGCGGGAGCGCGCGCUUGGCGCCGCACCUGUGCCAGGGCAGCGACCCCAGCUGCGUCGCCAAGCUACCGCAGGUUCCCUGCAACAAGCAGGAGGCGUGGAUGCAGGAGAUCCUCAGGCAGCUCAAGGCUCAGUCUCAGGUGCUGGGCUGGGUUCUGAUAGCAGCUGUCAUCAUCUUACUUCUGGCUUUCAAGUCUGUCACUCGAUGCCUCUCUCCCGUUAGUUAUCUGCAGUUAAAGUUCUGGGAAAUCUAUUCGGAGAAGGAGAAGCAGAUCCUUCAAAGUCAAGCUACUGAGCAUGCUACCCAGUUGGCAAAAGAGAAUAUUAGAUGUUUCUUUGAGUGCACGAAGGUGAAGGAAUGCAACACCCCGAGCAGUAAAGACUGGCAGCAAAUCUCAGCGCUCUACACUUUCAAUCCCAAGAACCAGUUCUACAGCAUGCUGCACAAGUACGUUAGCAGGAAAGAGAUGAGUGGCAGUCUUAGAUCUGUGGAAGGGGACGCAGUGGUCCCUGUCCUUGGCUUUGUAGAUGCCCCUUCCAUAGUCGAUACUCAUGUGGUGUGAUCUUGCAAAUGACCAGAAAAAAAAAUCAUUUUGAAUAGUUGCUCAUAUAAAAAAAUAAAUAAUGGUAUGUUUUA
Molecule: messenger RNA, 1080 nt
Organism: Psammomys obesus (fat sand rat)
Lineage: Eukaryota; Metazoa; Chordata; Mammalia; Rodentia; Muridae
Gene: Calhm6
Product: calcium homeostasis modulator family member 6
Exons: 2
Coding region: 59-1006 (315 amino acids)
Molecular function (GO): monoatomic cation channel activity
Source: RefSeq, a predicted model, not a curated record